UCCCGCGCCCACCCGUCCGUCCGUAGCACGUGUCCCAAUUUCCGCGAACCCCGUCCCGAAAUCCAGCGCGAAUCGCUCGCUCCAGCUGAUUUUGCGCCCGAAAUUUUACCCCCGGAAAUAAAGGACGAACUCAAAACGAUUAGUUCAUAUAAGAAGGAAGAAAAAUCGGGACAAGUGUUUUCGCCGAUUAUUAUACUAUUUUAAUUCGAAUUGGAGGACUGUUCACUGGAGACAGUGAAUUUGAUAUUUUAAUUAAGUGUCAAAAUUUGGAAUUCGUUUCCCCGUAGAAUUAUUCCCACCAGUGUUUGCACAACGUGAAUUAGAAAGACUACCGGUGAUUUUUUGUAUAAUUUUUGUGUUUUUGAGUCUUCGCAUGUGGUUCGAAAUAAUCACCCAAGGAGAUCCUCAGAUAUGUUACUCCAUCGUACCAACAUUCGUUACAAUCUGAGCUACCAUGUCGAGUCGGGUGGGCGGUGGUAGCAGCAGGCUCGGGCCGGGGGGCCCGGGGGCCGGCGGGGACGAGCACGCGCCGGUCCAGGAGCAGGGGAACGCCGCCGGGCUCGUCGUCAUGGUGGCCGUGCUCUGCUUCAUGCUCGCCUACUGCUGCUGGGGCGCCCCCUGCUGCCGCGGGGGCGCCGACGACUGCUCCGCGACGCCCAGCCGCGCCUCCACGCCCAACAUCCUCCUCCUCCCGCACGGCCGCAUCCUCCUCCUCGACCAGGUCGUCGUCAACGCCUUCCACCAGGAGCUCGGCCUCCACCACGAGCUCCCGCUCCCCAGGCUCCCGCCCACGCACACACAGAUCCGCUACGAUGAUGCGCCGAACGCUCGCCGGGCGCUUCUCCAGUAUAGAGACACGUCCAUCGAAACAGACUCGGACAAAGAUAGCGAGUUGUCGCCUUCAAACCAAGGGAUACCGCCGCCGACAUAUGACUCACUGUUCACGAGGACCGAGUCCUCUUCUAGCCAGUCCUUCCCACCUCCGUACGAGGAAAUCACACGACUGAAUAUUGAUGUAGAUAAAAAUUCCGUAGCCGAGAGUAGCGUUUGACGGUAGAGGGAAAUUUUCAGCGCUGCUGCAUUUUCGGAGCUUGCAUAGAUCCAGGCACAAAUAGCAUAUUUUUUAUUUUUCUUAGAAAUGGGUUAAAAUGGAGCUGGGGGGAGGGAUACUUGUAGACAAAGAGGAAAAUGAAGACCUAUGUAAGUAAAAGUAAUCUGGGUUUGUUGAGUUCAAAUUGGUCGUUUCUUUGGAAAAUUAAGCACAUUCCACCGAUUUCCUUCUCGGUGAACUCCGAACUUAGUUACGUUUGUAGAGAAUUCUAAAAAAUAGAGAAUUUUUGAUGAAAACUGUCAAAUUUUAGGAAAGUUUGAGCUAUUUUUUGGUUCAGCGAAUGUCGUUGCCAGCCUAACAGUGAAUAAUAAAGUGCUCAAUCUUGAACAUCAUAUAAGCAAUUCUUGGCUUUGAUCUUUUACAAUAUCCUCGAGUAUGCAUAGGUAGGUAUUCUAAUGAGGCAACCGGAGGACUGAACUUACCUUUCAAUCAGAGGCUACCAAGAAAAUCAUUCCGUAUGGAAAUAAAUGUAAAGUUCUUGGUUUUCCGAUUUUACGAAGAGAAUUAUACAUUCGACAAAAGCAUAUCAAUGAACAAUUACUCUUAAGAAUUACGACAACACCAUUUUUAAUCUUGGCCUUUCGUUCAAGGGGAAGUGUGGAGGAGCCAAAUUCGGGUGAGAGAGAAAGAGAAAACAGAAAGGAACUGAGUACCUAGGCAAUUUUCUAUGAAUUUAAAGUUCCUGAAUGUUUAAGAUUUGGAACACGAUAAUUCCUGGCAUUUUCAAUAGGCAUUUUUAUAAAAAUAUUUCUUAAAGGGCACUAUGACCUCGUCUCCUUAGUGAAAAAAAAAAAAAAAUUCAAAAUUUGCAGGCUCAUUACAGAGAGACAUAAAUGUACGGUUGUUUGACAGCCAAUUUUUAGACUUUUCACUGCAGGGUAAAAUUGCCUGACAUUUCUAAAUUUUUCUCAAUGUUUUAAAAACGCACUGAUAAUUUCCAGACCCUGCAACAGGGUUUUUAAAUACUUUCAAAAGGAGAAGGGAGGAAUUUAGUAGUCCUAGUUAAGGCAUCUUGAAAAAAGUUCCGUACACAUUUUAAUUGAUGUGGUUAAUUUCCCUGAAUAAGAUUCUAAGCUAAGAAGCUAAAAAC
Messenger RNA from Bemisia tabaci, 2201 nucleotides. RefSeq lists its product as uncharacterized. Lineage: Eukaryota; Metazoa; Arthropoda; Insecta; Hemiptera; Aleyrodidae. The record is from RefSeq and is a predicted model, not a curated record.